GAAUUCCAAAUACAAUACAUUCGUUCGAGUUCAUCUGAUACUUCUUGAUUAAAUUGCGUUAUUCCUGGGAUUACUAGUUUAUACUACAAUUCAAAUACUUCUGAUCAUCAUAUUGGCGUCGCGAUGGAGCCUGCGAUACAACAGUUGGACAUUCAUUCAACUUCUGAAGCUUUUGAGGAUUAUCUUGAAAGGUUUGAGAUAUGGAGCAUGACCAAGAAAGAUAUGAAGGGUGACAAAAUUGUGGCACAUUUUCUUACAUUCAUCGGUCAAGAAGCCUACAGUUUAUUAAAAACCUUGGCCUAUCCAGAUAAGCCGAUUUCACUCCCAUAUACAACUCUCAAGGAAUUACUAUUAAAUCAUGUGAAGUGCACCAGUUUUGAGUGUCGUGAGAGAGCAAAAUUUCAUAAGAUGAUUCGUCAGGAUAACCAGAAGGUUAAAGACUUCAUCCUUGAAUUGCAAAGACAAGCUGCCAAAUGCAAUUUUGAUGAUCAACUUCAUGUACAGUUGAGAGAUCGGUUAAUUGCUGGAAUUAACAUACCAGGUCUGGAAAAGGAGCUGUUAAGAAUGCCGAACUGUUCUUUUCAAGAUGCUAGAACUGCAUGUAUUAACUACGAAGCAGUGAAUGAACUUGAUAUUCAAUCGAUGAAAAUUUCUAAUACUUUGCUUAGUCGUCAUGAUGAAUUACAAUCUCAGGGUCGAUCAAAUUUGCGUUCGUUUAAUCGUGAUUGCUAUUCCCGUGGAAAUAUGAAAGGUGGUUUAACAAGGAACUGCAAAGCAAACAACAAAGGACACAUCCAGUCAGUGUGCAAAACUACUGUUCAUUUUGCUUUAAGUAUUACUAAGUCUGGUAACUUAGAUCCCAAUAAUUCGGCUGUUCUUGAUGAUCAUUUAUCUUUAUCCACCACUUCAAAAGAGAAUGUUCAUAUUCAAAAGCGAUUAUAUACACCCCUUGGUUCAUUUCAUGACUUUAUUGUGGACACAGGUAGUAUAGAGUCCAUUAUUUCAUUCAAGAACUUGAAAUCUUUAGAUCCUAAUGUUGUGGUAAAACCCACUGAGGUCUCAAUACUGGGGAUUACUGGACACAGACUACCUAUACGAGGAUGUUGUAAAUUGCUAAUAAGAGAUGAUAAUUCUUCAUACGUACCUUGUGAAUUUUUAGUUAGUGAAACAGGACUGUCCAUACUGGGUUUAAAAAAUCUGAAAAGGCUUAAAGUGGAAUUGUCUCUACUAGUUUCUACAGAGAAUUCUGAUGCUUUACUCAAGGAUUUGAUAGCUGUGUGUGCUAAGUGUAGUGGAGGUAUGAAAAUUCAGCCCAUAAAACUUCAAGUACAGGGUGAUCCGGUCUUUCUUAAAAGACGAAUAAUUCCUUAUGGUCUUCGAGAAGCAGUACAUAAGUCACUGAAUGAUUUGUGUGCGAAAGGUAUAAUUGAACCAGUUCAGUCCUCAGCAUGGGGUACUCCUAUUGUUACGCCAUUGAAGUCGGAUGGCAAGACCCCUAGAAUAUGCGGUGAUUACAGAUUGACACUGAACUCCCGUUUGUUGAAGCAAACAUGCACGACGAUGGAGGCUGAAGAUAUUCUAAAUCGGCUUCAUGGUUCUAAAGUGUUCUCGAAAGUUGACUUGAAAGAUGCUUAUCUUCAAAUCCCUUUAGAUCAAUCUUCAUCGAUCUUGACAACAAUUAACACUCCUUUUGGUCUGUUCAAAUACAACUUCCUUCCAUUUGGUCUUAGUUGUUCUCCAGCCAUAUUUCAAGAGGUCAUGAAUAAGAUAGUCAGCGAUAUUGAAGGUGUUGAAGUUUAUCAAGAUGAUCUCAUUGUUCAUGGUGCUGAUAAAGUAGUCCAUGACCAGAGACUUAUUGCUUUAUUGCGUCGUUUAAUUGAGAAGAAUAUUACAGUGAAUCCAAAUAAAUGUUCAUUUAGUGUAUCUAGUUUUGAAUGCCUUGGAUACCUAGUUGAUGGCAAUGGUUUUAGACCAGAUAUGAAACGACUAGCUCCACUGACAAAUGCACCGUCUCCAAAAAACAUCACAGAAUUACGUUCACUAGUGGGUGCUCUUCAGUACUAUUCUCGUUUUAUUCCUAAUUUUUCUUGUCGUGCCAAUUGUUUAUUUAAUAUUUUGACAUCCAAUUUAUUCAAAUGGGGUGAAGAACAAGAGUCAUGCCUACGAAGUCUGCUAAAGUUUCUUCAAAGUGAUGCUGUUCUUUGAACUUACUCACCCAGUGUACAUUCUGUUCUUAUUACUGAUGCGUCACCUGUAGGUAUUGGUGCAGUUUUGGAACAGGAAGGUAGGCCAGUUAUAUGUGUUUCACGCAAACUUUCUGUUGCUGAACAAGGUUAUUCACAAACGCAGCGAGAAGCGUUAGCUGUGUUUUGGGCUGUUAAAAGACUUCAUAAAUAUUUAUUUGGAAAGAAGUUUACCAUUGUUACUGAUCAUGAAGCUUUAAAGUUCAUUUAUCAUCCUGACAAAUCCUUAGCACGUUCCUCAGCUGCUAUGGUUCAACGAUGGAGUAUUGCUUUGAGUGCUUAUGACUAUACGAUUCAGCACAGGAGUGCAAAACAAAUUCAACACGUUGACUACAUUUCUCGACAACCAUUACAAGAUAGACCUGUUAAUACUUCAGACUGCUUGUUAGUGCAAUCUUUACCGGUGAGACGUCCAGAUCUCAUUAGAGAAACUCGUAGAUACUUUGGAUGUAUACUCAGUGCUAUACGGAAGGGUUGGAAUGCUAAUCUGAAACGUAGAUUUCCUGUCUAUUAUUCAAAGCGGGACGAGUUAUCUACUACUCCUGACGGUAUUUUGUGUUUAAAUGAUCGUGUUGUUAUUCCUCCUUCAUUACGCAAACCUGUCCUUGAUGAUCUUCAUAGUGGACAUCUUGGUGUUGAGAAAAUGAAGUCCUUAGCAAGACUCACAUGUUGGUGGCCAGAGAUAAAUGCAGAUAUAUGUCGUACAGCAAACAAUUGUGAGAAAUGUCAUAAGCUAAAAAGUCUGCCUUCGAAGUGGACUCCAUGGCCAGUAUCGUCUGAGGCCUGGCAGAGAAUUCAUGCAGACUACUGUGGUCCAUUUCUUGGCAAAUACUAUGCACUUGUAAUUAAUGAUUCUUUUUCUAAGUGGCCUGAAGUUAUUUUCACAACUUCACCGAAUUCUGACUUCACAAUUCAAGCAUUAAGGAAGGUGUUUAGUCGAGAAGGAGUUCCCAUGGUGUUGGUGACUGAUAAUGGCUCUCAUUUUGCUGCAGAUGCAGUCACUAAUUGGUUAAAUGGUAUAGGGUGCAGAUAUCUGUUUACGGCUCCCAGGCACCCUUGUUCCAAUGGUCAGGCAGAAAAUUUCGUAAGAACAUUGAAAAUUGCUAUUGAUUCUAUUGCUGCUUCGACAUUCAAUGAACUGGAGAGGGGAGUAGAUACAUUUCUACUUCAAUAUAGAAAUGCUAAGCAUUCUGUGACGAAAGAGACUCCAUCAAAGCUAUUAAAAGGAAGAAUUCUCCGUUCGAAUAUGAGGUGUUUGGAGUCUGCAGAAGUUACGUAUUAUCGUGGUAAUGAUAUUCGACCAGCCACGGGGAUCGUGGUGAAGAGUGUUGGAAAAACUAUGGUGCGAAUUCUGGAUAUCAAUGACUUGACCAUACAUAACCGACACGUUGAUCAAAUACAAUACCAGAAUCCAGGUGAGUCUGUUCCAAUUUCGGUUGUUAAUUCUAAUACUAAUGAGUACAUUCUAGAUAAUACACAGUCUACAUCCAAUACACCGUCGGACAGAUGUAAGAUGAACUUAAGAAGAGGACGAACAAUCGAUUACAGACACUUACACUCCAAUUCGAGCUGUGGCGGAUGUGAUGUUUAAAUAAAUCAAUGACUUCUUCGUAUUGAUGACUGUUGUAAUUUUGAAUUCCAAAUACAAUACAUUCGUUCGAGUUCA
This is a messenger RNA of Schistosoma rodhaini, 3909 nucleotides long. Lineage: Eukaryota; Metazoa; Platyhelminthes; Trematoda; Strigeidida; Schistosomatidae. The record is from the annotation of a GenBank genome assembly.